Messenger RNA from Daldinia loculata, 1010 nucleotides. RefSeq lists its product as uncharacterized. NCBI's taxonomy places the organism in Eukaryota, Fungi, Ascomycota, Sordariomycetes, Xylariales, Hypoxylaceae. The coding region runs from base 1 to 579 and encodes 192 amino acids. The record is from RefSeq and is a predicted model, not a curated record. The transcript is spliced from 2 exons.
AUGUAUUUACUGUCUCUCUUCCUCGCCUACUCUACUCUCGCCUCAGCAACAACAUACUUCCUCACCGUCUUUGCCCCGGACACCGAGGUCGACGGCGCACUGCUAAAUGCUGCUGCUCAGGGCUUCUACACCGGUAUCUCAGGACCCGAAACCUACUGCCCUAAGGGCAUUUCGUGUCCUGAUGUACAAGGAUCUCUUGUAUAUGAUGGCCUAACUGGGAUGGCUGUCGAAGUCCCCGGCGGCCAAGCCAUCUACGUCGCGCCCUCGGGCCAGAUAGAAUACACACAGGCCCACUCGGCAUACGAGCCAGCAGGUUCUCUGACAGGGGGUUGGUUCAACAAGACAGUCUUGUCGGACUGCGAUCCCGCUCGCGAUGUGCUCGACUUCCUGCCCGUCGACGGGUCUAGCACCGGCGGUAUUAAGCUAUGUCCCCAAAUCGAGGAAUAUAUGGCCGGCACAGGUGCUAGCUACCGCUUAUACGCUGGGACAGCCGGCUUCAAUCUGUCUGGCUGCGUUGAUGCCGUUGGUCUCAACUUGCACGGCGUUGCGGCCGAUUACGGGUGUUGGCAGUACGCCUAACUCGAAUCUGAGAGGCGUUAUCAUCCCAGCAUUAUGCUUGUUAUUCUGGACAACGACAUGUUUGGGGAAGGAAAAGCUAAUAACUACACUAGCUUGGAACUGUAUAGAUUUAUUUCUCGAGCUUCUGGAUGCAGAUACUAUUGCGAGAUUUUGCCUGGAGUAGGUUAUUACAUGUCCUCUUUAUGGAUUCAUAGCUUGGGACGACUUGGUACGAUACUGUAGUGGUAUGAAGAAAUGAUUUGGAACGGGAGUCAUGGAAACACGGGCGCUGUUUUAGUUUUUUACCUGUUAUAUAUCGACAACUUGGUCGUUCCAGCUUAGGUAUACAGCGAGCAGAUGAAUGCAUAUCAGUCCGAGCCUAUUAUAUUACAAGACCACCACCACUCAAUCUAGUAAAACCUCAACAUCGAACUCCUGAUCUGUCCUCAGCU